Messenger RNA from Sceloporus undulatus (fence lizard), 4150 nucleotides. RefSeq names its product hydroxyacid oxidase 1 (gene HAO1). Gene Ontology annotation, molecular function: FMN binding; oxidoreductase activity. The coding region runs from base 470 to 1582 and encodes 370 amino acids. The record is from RefSeq and is a predicted model, not a curated record. NCBI's taxonomy places the organism in Eukaryota, Metazoa, Chordata, Lepidosauria, Squamata, Phrynosomatidae. The transcript has 8 exons.
UUGAAAGUGCUUGGAUCACCAUCAGACAGUUGUUUCUUGGCUUGCCGGCAGAUGAGGCUCUUUUGAGGUGGGCCGGCAGGAUCUGAUGACUACAUGUAGGCUAAAGUGAUUCUACAGCUCCAUGUGUAGGAUCAAUAUCAGAUUAAAUCUGCCUGUUUAAAUUUAUGCCAUCCAAAUUUUAGAAGAGUUGAGACUAUUGUGAGGUACUGAAUGCCCAAAUGUUGCUGUUUUUGCCCUUGCUUCUUUGGUGGUAUGCAUUAGGUACAUGCUCUGAUUUGGUGAAUGAGAAAUCAAUGUCAAAGUCCAAAGCAGUAGUGCAGAAAGGUCAAUAGGGGGCUUAUAUAUUUUGCUGGUUGCUUUCAAAACCAGUAAAGGCACCUGAACUUUGCUUUAAUUUAAUGAUUAACAAUCAGAAAACCAGCACGUCUGGAGGAUCCAAGAAGCGAAAGAAAACAAAAUAGCUUGCACUAUGUCAGAAAGACCAAUUUGCAUUUCUGAUUUUGAACAAUAUGCUAAGAAAUUUCUUCAGAAAUCUGUGUAUGAUUAUUACAAGUCUGGGGCUGAGGAACAGCAAACACUGGCUGAAAAUGUAGUUGCCUUUUCAAGAUUAAAGUUAUACCCCCGGAUGCUGAAGGAUGUGUCUUCCCUGGACCUGUCGACCACAGUCUUGGGGCAGAGAGUCAGCAUGCCAAUAUGUGUUGCAGCAACUGCCAUGCAGUGCAUGGCUCAUGCAGAUGGGGAAAUUGCUACUGUUAGAGCUUGCAGAUCAAUGGAUACAGGAAUGAUGCUGAGUUCAUGGGCCACAUCAUCAAUAGAAGAAGUUGCUCAAGCAGCUCCAGAAGCAAUUCGUUGGUUACAGCUCUAUAUCUAUAAGGACCGGGAGGUGACCAGGUCCUUGGUGCAGCGUGCCGAGAAAGAGGGAUACAAAGGCAUCUUUGUGACUGUGGACACACCAUUUCUUGGGAAGCGCUUAGAUGAUGUACGCAACAAGUUUCAGCUCCCAACACAUCUCAGGAUGAAAAACUUUGAAACAAAUGACCUGGCAUUUUCAUCUGAAAAAGGAUAUGGUGAAAACAGUGGCCUGUCUGUUUAUGUAGCGGAAGCCAUAGAUCCCUCAAUUAACUGGGAGGAUAUGAAGUGGCUGAGAGGACUGACAUCGCUACCCAUUGUUGCUAAAGGCAUCCUCAGAGCGGAUGAUGCUAGAGAAGCAAUGAAACAUGGAGUAAAUGGGAUCCUAGUGUCAAAUCAUGGUGCACGCCAGUUGGAUGGGGUUCCAGCUACUAUUGAGGUCCUGCCUGAAAUAAUAGAAGCUGUGGAAGGAAAGGUUGAGGUAUUCCUUGAUGGAGGAAUACGGAAAGGCACAGAUGUUCUCAAGGCUCUUGCCCUUGGAGCUAGAGCUGUUUUUGUGGGAAGACCUAUAAUCUGGGGACUUGCCUACCAGGGUGAACAAGGUGUGAAGGAGGUUCUUCAGAUAUUGAAAGAAGAAUUCCGGUUAGCAAUGGCACUCUCUGGCUGUCAGAAUGUGGAAGCAAUAGACAGAACAUUGGUACGGAGAGACCUGUGGACUGCCUCCAAGAUGUAACUACUUUUUCUGCUUCACUUCAACCUGUCAAAGAGAUUGCAAAUCACUUGUCAUUUCUUCCUCUAAAAAAAGUUAGGGAGGAUAAUUGCAAAGUGAAAUUAAGCCUCCAAAGUGGUUUUCAUCUGGAUCAAAAUGAAAUGCUCUUCUGCCUUAGUUUUGAAACUUAAGAUUCCUUUUGCAAAUGUACCAAAUAUGUCAAGGUAUCAUUUUAAUAUUUAGAGGAAAUGGGAUAAGAAGAUGUUAGAAAUAUUUAGGCAGGUGAGUCAAUGUCCUUUCGUCCAUGUUUGGCAUUCUAAGUGAUGACAAAUGUUGCCCAGCUAAGAAUCUCCAUUGGUCCCAGUUAGGGCAUUAUAAGGCAUCACUUUCCAAUGCUGAAAGUUUUCUGAUGGAAUGAGAUUUACUGAGCAGCACUUGUAAAAAUAUUUGCCAUGCUACUUUGAAGCUGUUGACUGACAUGACUGGGAGCAGUUGAGCUUUUGAAAAACAGUAAGCUCAUGGUGGGAAAACACAUUAUAUUAAAAGGACAGUUGAUGUCCAAAGUCCAAAGAUACCUCUUUGAUAUUGCCUUUAAUAUUUAAUCAUAUUCUGGUUUCUAAACAGAGCAACCUAACAUCAUCUUUACUUUUGGCAGUGUGGUACUGGAAAGCAAAGCUGAGUUUAUAGAAGUUGGACAGCUGAGGCAGAGGGAAAUACAGGAGUGUAAAAUGAUUUUUAAACUUGUGCACACACAGCUAUACAAACUGGUUAAAGCAACUCAUGAAGUCAUCCUUACAUUUCAGAUUCUGUACAGUUUCAGUUCUUCCCUAACUAUAACAACAACUGUGACCCUCCAGAAAGGAGCAGAAUUCCAGUCAGCCUUAGCUAGCAUAGCCAAUAGAAAGGGACAGUGGAAGUUGUGGUGCCACAAUAUCUGGAAGGACACAAGUCUACCCCUCUAUCAAUUCCUUUGUUAGGAUGAAUCUUAGACUCAUCAAAAUCUUUGCCUCUGCUGGACCAUACAUCCUUCUAAUUAAAGAGAAAUCAUUAAAGCACAAACACAGAAACAGCAUGUUCGUUGUGUCUCAAGCAGAUGGAGGAAAAUUAGUGAGGAGCACCAUAACCUUUUAAAUCAUUUUAGCUUAACACCUAUUACGCAUUCUAGGUGAAAAAAGAAAAAUAACCACAAGACCAUCAUUUCUUUGUAGAGCAACAAGCGGUCAAGCAAAAGAAUUCAUCCAAACGCCAUAGCAGUAAUAAAGCAGGUGUGACUAUCAUCUGUUUGUUGAAUCCAAAGCCAUUUUGUGACCUCCAGGGCCCCCAGCACUCCAUCUACCCCCACAGUUGCGUGCCUUUAUGUUGUUUCUGACUUAUUGCCCAAUGCAUACACCACUACAAAAUGCUGCCUCCAUUUGACCUUGCAUGUUGGUGCUAAUUUUGCCACACUUAGCACUCCUUUAGGCCCAUGGCAACCCUUUCUUUCCAAAAUAAAAAUGACCUGGAAAUUGACCUUCUGGCUAUUUCCUGUUGAAAAAUGUCUCUUUUGGACUUCAAAUAGUGUAGGACAGAGUUACUACAUAUUUCUGUUAUACUGUGCCAUAUGAUGCUCUAGCCACUGUAGGAAGUGUUGCUUCUUGACUGACAUUGGUACUUUCUGUAACAGCUAGGACUGUAGUCCCCAAACUGUGCUCUUUAAGGGAUUUUGGACUUCAGCUCCCAGAAUCCCAGAUUAUUGGCCAACAUGACUGAGACUUCUGGAAGCUGAAAUCCAAAAUCUCUUAAAGGGCACAGUUUGAGAGCCACUGGGCUAGAGAACCCCUGCUUUAGUUUACUCCUACUUGAUGACCUGGGCAGCACCACACAGGGUUCUCUACUCCGCUGAGUGGCACAGCCUCAUAGGGUUGCCAGAGGGCCCCUUUGACCUUGAAGGCGGUGUGCAGAAGAGGGAACUCCAGCAGGUGUUGCCUGUUACUGGUUGUGUAAAAGCAACAUCUGCUGAAAUUCCCUCUUCUAUUCAGCUAUUGAUGGUACAGGCAAUCCUACACAUUAACUGCCUUUUAAAGUUAAGAAUGAGAGGUGGAAACUUCUGGCCAACUCUCAUUAUUAGGAGAAGGACAUGCAUACACCAAAACUGGGCAGUGUAACAAUGGGAAACAGAACAUGUUCUUUUUAGACUCCACCAGCUGGCAAAGGCAUGGAAACAAGUUGGCGGACAGGCUUAUAAGCAGAUAUGGAAAGGAUUGCUCUUUAGAAGUACCAUUUGAAACUCUGCAGCUGUGUAUCAUAAGGCCAAGUGGCAAAGCAAGGUAAACGUUGAAGCCAGAACAGAUGGGCAAAAUAAGGAAAUGGGGAGAGCAAGGAUAAUGGCAACUGACAUCCAUGUUCACCAUUUGGCAUUAAGAACAGCAUUUUGAAACAUUUGUGUUGAAGUGAAUAUACUGAUGUUAAUAUUAACUUUAAAAAGUACUUGCUAGCAUUAACAGAGGUUUUCUUUAAAACUGAAUAUUCUACAAAUGAAUUUGUUAAGUUAAUCAUUAGUGGUGUAUUGUUGAUGUGUUGCUUUCAAAUUAAAGACAAUCUACUUUGCAUUGA